AUGCACCCAAUUGAAGCCCUACUCGCAUCGUUCCCAAAACUCGCGGAUUCCGGAACCCAGCACACAACUGUUGAGCAAGACAAUGUCCGCUUCGUUUACCAGCCCCUCGACGAGCUAUACAUCGUCCUCAUCACAAACCGUCAAUCGAACAUCUUACAAGAUAUCGACAGUCUUCACCUCUUUGCGCAGGUGACUACUAGCAUCUGCAAGAGUCUAGACGAGCGAGAAAUCCUGCGCAAUGCAUUUGAAUUACUUAGCGCAUACGAUGAGCUGGUGACCCUCGGAUAUAGGGAGAACCUGUCUCUCUCUCAGAUUAAGACAUUCCUGGAGAUGGAGAGUCACGAAGAGCGCAUCCAAGAGAUUAUCGAAAGGAACAAAGAGCUUGAGGCGAGCGAGGAACGUAAACGGAAGGCCAAGCAGCUGGAGAUGCAACGGAAAGAGGCUGCUCGCAACUCACGCAACAUCGCUCCUCGAACCCCAUCCUACCCCGUCUACACGCCGCCAUCGCGUCCUGCUGUACCUGACACGUAUGAUAGCUAUGAAGCGGAGAAGAAGAAGACGUUCGCCAAGCCUUUGCCGACCCGAGGAAAAGGAAUGCAGUUGGGUAAGAAGUCGAAAACCACGGACAUCUACGAGAAAGUUCGCGGUGAUCUCGGCCCGGAGGCGGAAGAGUCAAGUCCUUUGGUAACGCCGCAGACUUCAACUCCCGCUGCGGAGAGAGUGUCUUCCGCUCGUCCUUCACUCUCUGCCGACCGCGAGCCGAUCCAUAUUACGAUUGCCGAAACCAUCUCCGCCUCUCUCACGCGUGAUGGCGCGCUCAAGUCCUUUGAGGUCAAGGGUGACCUUCAACUUCGUAUCAGCGACCCGGCGUUCACGAAGCUCAAGCUCGACCUUCUCGCCAACCCCACUCACGGCGCCCAAUUCCGCACUCAUCCCAAUGUCGAUAAAGCUGCAUUCAGCAAUUCAUCUAUCAUUCAGCUGAAGGAUACAUCUAAGAGGUUCCCUGCCAAUAACUCGAUCGGCGUCCUCCGCUGGCGCGUUGCUGGCUCGGGAUCUGACAAUGCCGAUGUUCUUCCAAUCACAUUUACAGUCUGGCUCAACAAGGGCUCAGACUCCACUACGGUGACUGUGGAGUACGAGCUCACGGGCUCUGACAGCCUUCGGGAUGUCGUCGUAACUAUUCCCUACAGCACGGCAGAGCCGGCUGUCUCAAGCUUCGACACCGUCUACGAAGUCUCAGGCGACAGUCUUGACUGGAACAUUGGAAACGUGAAUGAGGACAACGCAUCGGGCAGCUUUGAGUUUGAGUCAUCAGCCGAUGACGAGAACGAAUUCUUCCCUAUGACCGUGCGGUUCUCGAAGGCUAGUCCAUUUGUCGAGGUCGACGUCACCGACAUCUCCCUUAUAGAGGAGGGAGAAAGCACCGGAUACUCCAAGGACAUCAAGAGUGUCGCCGAAGGUUAUCUUAUUGAAUAA
Messenger RNA from Aspergillus mulundensis, 1476 nucleotides. RefSeq names its product coatomer subunit delta. The record is from RefSeq and is a predicted model, not a curated record. Gene Ontology annotation, cellular component: cytosol; COPI vesicle coat. The transcript has 4 exons. Lineage: Eukaryota; Fungi; Ascomycota; Eurotiomycetes; Eurotiales; Aspergillaceae. Gene Ontology annotation, biological process: retrograde vesicle-mediated transport, Golgi to endoplasmic reticulum; Golgi localization; endoplasmic reticulum to Golgi vesicle-mediated transport. The coding region runs from base 1 to 1476 and encodes 491 amino acids.